AUGGAUGAAUAUCAACGACUUGGUCAUAUGCGGAAGAUCCCCGAUCCAGUCGAUGAAACUAGUGUCCAUAGCUACCUUCCGCAUUACCCGGUUUUCAAAACCACGAGUACAACUACAAAAACCCGCGUCGUGUUCGACGCCUCGUGCCGCACUACGUCUGGUUAUUCCUUGAACGAUCUUCUUCUCGUCGGCCCGGUAGUGCAGGACGACCUGUUAUCGAUUGUGAUGCGCUUUCGUACCCGACCGAUCGCACUUGUAGCGGAUAUAGAGAAAAUGUACCGACAAAUCGAGCCGUCAGACCCGAUUUCCACGUUCGAGCUACAAACGGUCACGUACGGGACCGCUUCAGCACCAUUCCUCGCCACUCGUACUUUGAUUCAACUCGCCAAGGACCAAGGCGAAACCUUCCCCUCCGCGCAGAGCGCGGUGCUGGAAGAUUUUUAUGUUGACGAUUUCAUCAGUGGAGCAGAUGAUAUUCAAUCAGCCAUCCAGCUACGUCGUCAAGUAAGCACCAUGCUGCAUUCUGCUGGAUUUCCACUACGGAAGUGGGCAUCCAAUUCAUCGGCCGUUCUAGCAGAAAUCCCCGAAGCUGAGCUUGGAAUUCAGCCAUUUUACGAUCUUUCUGACGAGCAGUCAGUGACAACGCUUGGGCUGGUAUGGGAACCAGGCUCAGACACACUCCGCUUUAAAAUUCAGCUGCCACAUCCAGCAUCUACACUCACUCGGAGAAACGUACUUUCGUACAUCGCCCAGAUUUAUGACCCACUCGGCCUCGUUGGGCCUGUUAUUUCUACCGCCAAACAGUUUAUGCAACGCUUGUGGGCACUUUCUUCGAGCAACGGUAAACCGUACGAUUGGGAUCAACCGCUUCCAGAAAAACUUCAACAUGAAUGGAGGGAAUUUCACGCUACCCUCAACAUGCUCAGCGACAUUCGAGUUCCACGUUUUGCUUCGGUGGUCGGAGCAACCAACCUCCAGUUGCAUUUCUUCUCCGAUGCGUCCGAGAAAGCGUAUGGUACCUGUGCCUAUUUGCGCUCUGUAGACAGUCACCAAAAUGUGCACGUGCAGCUUCUAACGGCCAAAUCGAAGGUCGCACCAUUAAUGACACGCCAUAGCAUCGCUCGUUUGGAACUCUGCGGAGCCCUUCUUUCAACACAGCUGUUUAAAAAGGUAACUGCUUCGAUAAAGGUUAACGCUGAUGUGUUUUUCUGGGUAGAUUCUAUGACGGUGCUACAAUGGCUGAAGUCACCGCCCUCCUGCUGGAAGACAUUUGUGGGCAAUCGCGUGUCCAAAAUACAAGAAGCAACGAGCGAGCAUUCCUGGAAUCAUGUCCCUGGCAAGGAUAACCCAGCCGAUGAACUUUCCCGAGGCUUAACACCGGCCGAACUACUUCACCAGACGCGAUGGUGGACCGCACCAACAUGGGUUAGUCUCACCAAGCAGCACUGGCCGAAUCAAUCAGGUGAUAUCGAUACAGCGUCCAAAACAUUCGCCGAAGAACGCAAGGUGUGUUUAGUGACACUCGCGCCUCAACGUGAUACAUUUUGUGAUCAGCUCUUCAACCAUUAUUCGUCGUACACAAAGCUGCGCAGGACCGUUGCGUACUUCCUUUUCUACAUGCGUGUACUGCAUGCAUCGGCCGCCAAAAAUCAACCGAAUGGUGUUUGUGCAAAAUCUUCGACGGCAAAGCUUGAACCAUUCUCCCACCUAACUGCUGCUGAUCUACAAGAUGCCGAGCUCAUUUUAUGUCGCCUUUCUCAGCGCGAUAGCUUUUCGAUGGAGCUGAAAGCUUUACGAGUUGGUAAACCAGUCUACAAUUCCUCAACUAUGAAGUGGAUCAAGCCAUUCAUAUCUAGCGAUGGUCUUAUUAGAGUCGGUGGGCGAAUACUACUUUCCGGAGUGUCUGAAGCCAUGAAACACCCAAUCGUUAUCUCCGACAAGCAUCGAUUAGCCCUCCUACUGGCUGAACAUUUCCACCGAUCGCUAUUGCAUGCAGGCCCGCAACUGAUGAUGAGCACAAUGAAGCAAAAAUUUUGGUUGAUUGCCGGCAGAGACCUACUUCGUCAUGUGUACCACCAAUGCCAUACCUGUUUUCGCCGGAAACCAAUUCUCGUCCAGCAGACAACCGCAGAUCUCCCGAGCUCCAGAGUAACUCCGUCACGGCCGUUUUCAGUAUCCGGGGUUGACUACUGCGGCCCAGUUUAUCUUCGUGGACCCCAUCGAAGGGCCGGUGCGGUUAAAGCAUACAUUGCAGUUUUUGUGUGUUUUUCUACACGCGCCGUGCAUUUGGAGCUCGUAGCCGACCUUUCUACAGCAGCAUUUCUUGCCGCCCUUAGACGUUUCGUCGCACGGCGUGGCAAAGUUCGCGAGCUACACUCGGACAACGCCACGAACUUUAAAGGGGCUGCGAACGAGUUAAACCAUCUCUACAAGCUACUGAAGACCAACGAUAGCAGCCGAAAACUUAUUUUCGACUGGUGUUCCAAUGCAGACAUCCUCUGGAAACUCAUACCACCGCGCGCCCCCCAUUUUGGCGGAUUGUGGGAGGCGGCGGUUAAAUCUGCAAAGAACCACCUCCUAGAAGAAGUUGACAAUACCACCGUCACCCAGGACGAGAUGCUGGCGCUUCUCGCACAAGUGGAAAUGUGUCUCAACUCUCGGCCUAUUACCGAGAUGUUCAGCGAUCCGUCGGACUUGGAGGCCCUUACACCGGGUAAUUUUUUGGUAGGAUCGAACAUGCAAGCGAUUCCUGAAUUCGACUACAAACAACAACCCGACAACAGACUCACCCGCUGGCAGCUGAUGCAGAAACUAUUCCAGGCAAUAUGGAAGCGCUGGAACACCGAAUAUUUGCAGCAGCUUCAAGCACGCUCCACAAAGGGAAUCAAACCGGCCGUCGACAUUGAAGUUGACCGACUAGUCAUCAUGAAGGAGGACAACAUCCCCCAGUUCAAUGGAUGCUAG
Molecule: messenger RNA, 2964 nt
Organism: Topomyia yanbarensis
Lineage: Eukaryota; Metazoa; Arthropoda; Insecta; Diptera; Culicidae
Exons: 2
Coding region: 1-2964 (987 amino acids)
Biological process (GO): DNA integration
Molecular function (GO): nucleic acid binding
Source: RefSeq, a predicted model, not a curated record